This is a messenger RNA of Pseudoliparis swirei, 2235 nucleotides long. Its product is annotated as cornifelin homolog A-like. Bases 1308 to 1679 code for a protein of 123 amino acids. The transcript is spliced from 3 exons. The record is from RefSeq and is a predicted model, not a curated record. NCBI's taxonomy places the organism in Eukaryota, Metazoa, Chordata, Actinopteri, Perciformes, Liparidae.
UCUUUUGGAGGCAACCGAACUGAUUUAUCAACAUUGUAACAUUUAGAGAAAGGCAUCGAGCCGCGUGUCUCUUUUGUUCUCAUCACACAUCUCAAGAACAGAGUUUCACACUUUAAAGAUGAGGCAAUGUGCAUUUUGUGGGACCAUGACAUCGGAGAUUUGAAAAGGAAUACGUGACGGUCAGAUAAUCUGAUGUAAGUCAAAGUAAGCAAGAACAAUGUAUUUAUAGCAUUGUUUAGAGGCGGAAGUCACAAAGUGCUUGACAGUUGUAAUAAUAAGAAAACAAAAAUAACACAGUACGACCGUACAAGGGGCCGAUAAAGGUCAAGAAGUUUUUAACACAACGCACUUUAAAGAAGGCAAAGUAAAAUACACACUCAAAACAGGCCUAGAGCGGGAGUCUGGCCAUAAAGUGCUCUGUAAGUGAGAGUGAGGAGCCAGUGAAGAGACCUAAGAGAGCAUUAUCGUAAGAGAUGAUAAAACUAAUCUGACAAAGAUCUGGACACAAGUCCGACUGGACGGACCGGUCAGUGGCGUGCAUCCCGUGCUGGCCUAUAAGAAGACACCCUGGCCCGCCAAUCCUUACUUACCCGACACGCCGCUCACAGAAAGGUAAGAAAAUCCACCUGCUUCUAAUUUACUUCUGAAUUGUAUUGUAUUUUCUUUAAUAAUGAGGAACACUAGCCCUCAUAAUCAUGGAUGUCUGAUCUCCAAGACUUGCGUCUGAAUACAUCAUGAAAAUGAACCACAAACACACACUUUAUCCACGGGUAUACAAUCUCAAAAUAAUAAAUAUAAUGUUGAAAUAUCGCGUUGAAAUAUAAUGUUGCUGCAUUUAAAAGAAAAGCGUCUUCAGAUCCUUCUUUCUUCCCUCAAACAAGGAUUAUUUCAUACAAUCCACUUGGAGGACGAGACCCAGACAUCAUUACCGUAUUCUCCUUUUCACGAGAUAGGAAGCACUACCCUUUCUAUUCAUUAAUCUCUGCCCUUUCCUUUUUUAUGUUGAUAGCCUGUUUUUUUAAAACUGUACCUAAUACUGUAUAUACUACCAACAUAUGUACAGUGUGUUUUUAUAUUUUUCCUUAUUAUUAUAGUGCGUUUGUACCUCCAUUGACUCGGAGAGCCCUGCAAGACAAUUCCAAUGUGUUUGGAUUGUUGGUCGAGGCACAAAUGGCAAAUAAAAAACCUUGAAUCUUUAACCUUAUAGUGCAGAAAUAGUAAUAUCAGUGUUUUAUGGUAUAAUUUACCACAAAGAUUUGGUCUUACUGUAAUCUGCAGGGGGGGGGUUCCAGUCAGAAGUUUGAGUCAUGCCUCAUCGGAUGGUCGUAACCCAACCCAGCCCCUUCAUCAAGACCAGUUCACAUGACCAAUGGACCUCUGGCAUCUGUGAUUGCUUCCAGGACCUGCCGCAGUGCUGCCUCGCCUUUUGGUGUCUUCCCUGCUUCGCCUGUAAGACGGCGCAUGAGGCCGGGGAGUGUGUGUGCCUACCUCUGCUGGACUCUUUUGGACUCAUCCCUCCUGCGGCCACAGCCCUCAGGGUGUCGGUCCGCCAACGCUAUGGCAUUGAGGGUACAGUGUGCAGGGACUGUGUGGCCUCCUUCUUCUGCUGGUCCUGCACCUGGUGUCAAAUAGCGAGAGAGAUCAAAACAAGGACGAAACCCAUCACCGCCGCCCGCUAGGAGCGACCACGCUGGAGCCGCCUCGUGACGCGUGGCGGCUCCAAGCGCGGCUGCCUCCGUGCAACGCCGCCGAGCAACUGAUCGAGGAUCAGCGCGUGAGGGGAUGAUGCAACACCUGGUGACGGAACAGAAGAGAUAAGCACUCACGUUUACCAGAGACAGUCGUGGUGUCAACUGAACCGUAUUGGAUACGGUGUGGGGGGGGGCAUUACACACAGAUUUCACACCGUAAUAUUUUAAAUGAAAUAAGGGAAUUUUGCACUUGUUUUCAAGAUGUUUGCUCAAAGCAGCGAUGGGGCAACGUGCCAACACGGCACUCAUUAUAGAGAUGUGUGAAGAUCAAUGUACCUGAAUGGCCGGUUAUAAUGUAUUAUAACUAAUAUAAUUCACUGCAAUUAAUGCUUUAGAUGCAUUUUUCGAUAAAAGUGACAUCCUUCUUGUUUACAUCCCUGAAUCUUUCAUGUUCCUAGUAUUCUGAUGACAUGCGAGUCCUCUUCAAUAAAACCCAGCGAGUCUGAAGUUCAACACAGUGAAUGUCAGCGUGCCCCUUGCAUAA